AUGGAGACUUCCAUGGGGAAGCCAAGCUUCUUGCGGAAUAUCAUGGUUCGUGUACUUCUCUUUGGCGUUCUGAUUAUUGUUGUUCGAUUUGCUUAUGUUGUUACCAUUACCGGAGAAUCAUGCAAUCGCGGCGAUUUCUGCUUCUUCUCUCUCCCUGAGAAUCUUAACUUCGUCAUCUCCGGUGCUGGCUCCGGCGCUUCUGCUAUUGACGCGAUCAGAUCUACGGCCGUGGGGUCUCCAGGAGAUGAUCUGUACACAAGCAGGGAUUGGAUCAAAGCCGUUCAGUUUUACUCUUCCAUCUUUCAGGAUCUGAUCGCGGACGGUUAUCUGUCGCCGGAAUCGAAGACGCUGUGUGUAGAAACGGCUUUUGGGCAAGAGGUUUUCUCACUCAGAGAGAUUGGAGUUAAGAACUCCGUUGGGAUCUCGAAGAAAGCUUUUCGACCGUUGGUGGUGAGAGGAGAGGGACAUGCUAUUCCCUUUGAGAUAAACACAUUCGAUUUCGUCUUCUCCGGUGGUGGUAGACUUGGGAAAUCGUUGAAGCAGUUGGAAUUCGCCGAGGAGAUUACUCGAACGCUGAAACCCGAAGGGUUUGCGGUGGUUCAUGUUGGUGCUACAGAUACGUACAGUUUCAAUUCAUUCCUUGAUUUGUUUAAUUCUUGCAAAUUGGUCAAGAUGCGUGAUAUAGAUGGUUUUGAUUCUUCAAUGCCUCAUAUCAGAGAAUUUGUUAUUCAGAAAUACUCAGAGAUUGAUGUUCAUCACCGGAAGAAUUCCGGUGGUAAGUGCUGGAUUCCGGGUUACAAAAGAGAUUUGGUUCGUGAUGCAGAGCCAAUCCUCAAAGAGGAGCCUCUAAAGCCAUGGAUUACCCUCAAAAGGAACAUAAAGAAUAUUAAGUAUCUUCCUUCUAUGGUAGAUAUACGUUUCAAGAGUAGAUAUGUAUAUGUUGAUGUUGGUGCUCGAAGCUACGGAUCGAGUAUUGGGAGUUGGUUCAAGAAAGAGUACCCAAAGCAGAACAAAACUUUUGAUGUUUUCGCCAUUGAAGCUGACAAAACCUUUUAUGAAGAGUAUAAGAUAAAGAAGAAGGUGCAGCUAUUGCCAUAUGCAGCUUGGGUGAGGAAUGAGACAUUGUCGUUUGAGAUCAAUCACGAUCCGGGAAAGGAAGUGGAAGCGAAAGCAAAGGGCAGGGGAAUGGGGAGAAUCCAGCCGGUUAUAAAGAACUCAGGCGAUGAUUCCGCUGGAGAGGUGAAUUUGAUUCAAGGGUUUGAUUUCGCAGAUUGGUUGAAGAAGAAUGUGAGAGAGAGGGACUUUGUUGUGAUGAAAAUGGAUGUUGAAGGAACCGAAUUCGAUCUAAUCCCCAGGCUUAUCAAGACAGGAGCAAUUUGUCUAAUCGAUGAGUUGUUCCUUGAAUGCCAUUACAAUAGGUGGCAGAGAUGUUGUCCUGGUCAAAGGAGCCAAAAGUAUAACAAGACUUAUAAUCAAUGCUUAGAGCUCUUCACUUCGCUCAGACAAAGUGGGGUGCUUGUCCAUCAAUGGUGGUAA
Messenger RNA from Arabis nemorensis, 1536 nucleotides. Lineage: Eukaryota; Viridiplantae; Streptophyta; Magnoliopsida; Brassicales; Brassicaceae. The record is from the annotation of a GenBank genome assembly.